AUGGCAGAACGAACCUCCAUCUUCCUCCACGCAGAGUUGUUACCCAAUAUUCGCCAGCUGACAGUCCAUGUCUCCCUACCGAGUCGUCCCGCGGACGUAGAUCUUAGAUCAUCGACUAUCACCCUCUCUGAAUCACGCCGCGCGAUCACAGUAUACACUACUCGUGGGAUUGAUGAUGAGAAACAAGAGUUCUUGGAAACACUAAAGUUACCAGCUCGAGUAGCUGAGUCGUCACGGCGGAAUCUCAGCUUCGCGGGGCAUCAAGUGGAUACUCUACAAGACGCUAAUAGUACAGACUACUCAUUCAGAUUGCAAGUCGAUGAUUACGACAACGCAUCGAAGCUUUCAAAUAACGGCUUGCACGAAGAUGACUUUGUUCCAUGGACCGCGAACGAUAUGCUGGUGCAAACGGCGCUUCAUUGUCGAUUCUGUAGGGAGCUAAUUCUAGGAUCUCUGGAACACGGCACGACGAAAUGGACAUGGAAAGAUCUUCCUAGCGGUAACUGGGCGGAAAUGAUGGAUUUUUGGCAUUGUCACAAGCCGGACGUGCAUGCGGAUGAGAAAGACCAGCAAAGAGUAAUUGAUGACCAGAGCGCCUCUGUUAAGGGAUACGGAGCUUCGAACCGGGUCAUUGCUCUUACGGGCACGGUCCUUAUCGAUGUAGCGUCUUUUCUGGUAGCAGAGGGCGACUGCCAGAAUAUCAAGAGGUUCCAAGUGUCGGAUGCAACGCCCCUAGCACCCUUGACAGCGAUGACGAGGGCAAAUAUACAAUGUAAGCAAUGCGGGGUUGUUGUAGGCAUGGAGGAUCCCAUGGCGGACGGGUUACGGCUGUACAAGAGUAAUAUAUCGGUGCGACACCCCUCAGCAUUGGGGCACCCAGAAAACCCAAUUUUCGAGUCCUAUGUUAUGGACAUGUUCAUCAGCGCGCAGCUUCUAGAACUAAUCAACCGGGAAGGGGUACGGCGAUUUGUUAUCCACGCUGGUAACCUGGACGGCCUUCUCGUAUGGGCGUUCAAUCCCGAUCUGCGGUACUCGAGCGCGAGUGCAGAUCAUAGCAUCAUCACCGAACGAGCUAUGAAAGUCUUAUACCAGGCAGUGCCGAACGUGGAGAAGAUUCUCGAGCCUGAGAAAGGCACAGCCGUCCCGCUUUCACUGGAGGAGCUGUACUUGCCUGCCACCAUCUAUGAUGAGUUCCUGGACUCGCUGAAACGCAGCAAUGGGAUUCUUCCGGGAUCUGCAAGGACAUUUCGAGAAUGGAAUGUUGCAUUUCUGCGCCGAUACGAGCGAGUUCCGUGA
This is a messenger RNA of Talaromyces proteolyticus, 1296 nucleotides long. RefSeq names its product ubiquitin-conjugating enzyme E2-binding protein. Gene Ontology annotation, cellular component: ubiquitin ligase complex; nucleus; cytosol. Gene Ontology annotation, molecular function: ubiquitin protein ligase activity; cyclin binding; ubiquitin conjugating enzyme binding. Gene Ontology annotation, biological process: proteasome-mediated ubiquitin-dependent protein catabolic process; protein autoubiquitination; protein monoubiquitination. NCBI's taxonomy places the organism in Eukaryota, Fungi, Ascomycota, Eurotiomycetes, Eurotiales, Trichocomaceae. The transcript has 3 exons. The coding region runs from base 1 to 1296 and encodes 431 amino acids. The record is from RefSeq and is a predicted model, not a curated record.